UUUGGCUGUGAGUGCUAACUGCUAAUACAACUAAUUUUGAGGCACACACUUGAAGACCACCUUUAUCAUUGUGUUCCAUCAAAUGUGUCGAAAAUGCUGCAAAACGCCGCAAUAAACUUGCGGAAAAUCUCUUACUAUUCAUCUUCAUUUUCCUACCUAAUAUGCUAUGGUGUUAACACAUCAUUCUUCUCCAUUUCACCCUCAUUAGAUCCAAAUAUUUCUAAUUAUCACUCAUUUGGACCAGUAAUUAGUACUAAAUCAAAUAGCAACAGCAACAAUAACAAUAUUACUUACCCUUUUUCAAGAACUAAUCUUUCAGUUAAACCCAAUUGGAUUUCAUCUCCGGCAGAUUAUGCAUCACUUUUAAAAUCUUGUAUUUCUCGCAGAGCUAUUGAACCUGGUAAACAAAUUCAUGCCCACAUUGUCUUACUUGGGCUAUCUUCAAAUGUGGGUUUGGCUACAAAACUUGUUGAUCUAUAUUGUAAUUGUAAUGCUUUGGCCUAUGCACACAAGCUGUUCGAUAAAAUGCCAAAGAGUAAUCUGUUUCUUUGGAAUGUUUUAAUUCGUGGGUAUGCUUGGGAUGGACCUUAUGAUGUUUCUAUUUCACUUUACUAUUUAUUGCUUGAUCAUGGGCUUGUGCCUGAUAACUUCACAUUCCCUUUUGUACUUAAGGCUUGCUCUGCACUUUCAGCUGUUAAAGAUGGGAGAGAAAUUCAUGAGCAUGUUAUUCGCACCGGUUGGGAGAAUGAUGUAUUUGUGGGAGCUGCACUUAUUGAUAUGUAUGCUAAAUGUGGUUCUGUAGAGAGUGCAAGGGGUGUUUUUGAUAAGAUUGUGAACAGAGAUGUUGUUUUAUGGAAUUCUAUGCUUGCUGCUUAUGCUCAAAACGGACAUCCCGAAGAUGCUCUUACUUUGUGUAGUCGGAUGGUUUUUGCUAAUCAGAGGCCUACUGUUGCUACACUAGUUACAGUUAUUUCGGCGUCCGCUGAUAUUGCUGCUCUUCCUCAGGGGAGGGAGAUUCAUGGGUUUAGUUGGCGGCAAGGGUUUUCGUCUCAAGAUAAGGUAAAAACCGCGCUUGUUGAUCUGUACGCAAAAUGUGGAUCGGUAAGAGUGGCAAGUAGAAUGUUUAAGAGGCUUAAAGAGAAAAGGGUUGUAUCAUGGAAUGCUAUCAUUACUGGAUAUGCUAUGCAUGGUUAUUCUAUUGAUACAAUUGAUUUAUUUGAGGAUAUGAUCGGACAAGGUUAUUUGCCUGAUCAUAUUACCUUUGUUGGGGUACUUUCAGCUUGUCGUCAUGGUCGGUUACUGGAUGAAGGAUGGAAAUAUUUUAACCUAAUGACUGAAGAAUAUCAUAUUAAUCCCACUGUGCAACAUUAUACAUGUAUGGUUGAUCUUCUUGGCCAUACAGGUCGACUAAACGAGGCUCUUAAUCUCAUAAAACAAAUGAAGGUUAAGCCCGAUGCUGUUGUAUGGGGUUCGUUGCUAAAUGCAUGUAAGAAACAUGGAAAUGUUGAAUUGGGUGAAUUAGCAUUGGAGAAACUCAUUGAGCUUGAACCUAAUGAUUCCGGGAAUUAUGUGAUUUUGUCGAAUAUAUAUGCACAAGCGGGGCAAUGGGAUGGCGUUGCACGGAUGAGAAGAUUGAUGCUUGAUAAAGGAAUCAAGAAAAGUGUAGCUUGUAGCUGGAUUGAAGUGAAAAAUGAAGUUCAUGCGUUCCUCUCCGGAGACACUGCACAUCCCAUGUCUGAUGCUAUAUAUGCCGAGUUAGAGAGGGUAACAGGACUGGUAACAGAAGCUGGAUAUGUUCCGACUACUGGGACAGUGUUUCACGAUGUUGAAGAUGAUGAAAAGACGGGCAUGGUUUGCAGUCAUAGUGAAAGGCUAGCAAUAGCUUUUGGACUUGUUAGCACUCAACCGGGCAGUAGGCUUCUCAUCACGAAGAAUCUCCGAGCUUGCGAGGAUUGUCAUGUUUUCAUUAAAUUUGUCUCGAAAGUGACACAAAGGGAAAUUACUGUUAGAGAUGUCAAUCGCUAUCAUCAUGUCAAAGGCGGUGUUUGUUCUUGUGGUGAUCAGUGGUGAUCGGAGAUGUCAAUCAUUAUCUUCACACUCAUUGCUGUAGAAAGCACCACAUUCUGCCUCAACGAGUUUUUUUGGAAUGCACCAAGUUUAGGAACUGGAUUCAUGAAUCAGGUGGCAAAGCAAUGAGUACAACAGCUUUGGUGACCGACAAUCUGGUUCCCGGGAACCACACGCUCGACUCUGCUAGCAAUCGCAGCCUCUGGAUCAGUUUACGAUUGCUCAAUAGAAUGGGAAGCAGAACCUUCCCAUUAAUCUGAUUCCAGACAUAUUCUGCUUCUAAAGUUCAUUGUCAUUUGCUAACACGAUUUGCAGCCUCGCGUUGUAAGAGCUCACCUACAUGUUUAGCAGCGGAGGCUCAAGCGUGAAUAAUGAUCCAUUUGGAGAUAACAAAUAUUCGUCUUGACUAGCAUCUGAGGGGCGCCCGUUAGCUUUUGCAUUGAUGUUGGUGAAUUUACGUUAUAUUUUAGUAAAAAUAAGAAGUCAUUUAAAUCUUACGUGAAUAAUAUUAUAAAAUUUUUAUACCAUCAAAAAUAUUUUAA
Amaranthus tricolor (Joseph's coat) is the source of this 2609-nucleotide messenger RNA. Its product is annotated as pentatricopeptide repeat-containing protein At4g21065-like. The record is from RefSeq and is a predicted model, not a curated record. Bases 94 to 2070 code for a protein of 658 amino acids. NCBI's taxonomy places the organism in Eukaryota, Viridiplantae, Streptophyta, Magnoliopsida, Caryophyllales, Amaranthaceae. The transcript has a single exon. Gene Ontology annotation, molecular function: protein binding; RNA binding; zinc ion binding. Gene Ontology annotation, biological process: RNA modification.